UGAUGAAAAUGUCAUCAUGGCAACUUUCAACAUUCUCAUGUAUUUAUUAUCUUGUGUAACUCAUAGCCCACCUUGGAACUUGCUUAUUGUUUAGAGUUGUAAAGGAUUGUUUCUCGAAGCACAAAAAAAUCCUAACAGAUUUUAUUCUCUAUAUUUUAAAUGUUUUUUUGCAUAUUUGUAUUUAUUACUUAAACAAGUAUUACCCUUUAUCUUUUUUCAAAAUAUAGGUAUUUGCAUGUAGUCUUGGACGUGGGGGGAAAGACUUGUGAAUAUCUCACUGAACAAUAGUGAAUUACUUCAUUUUUUUCUCAUUUUCUUCACGUUUCAUAUUCAUGUUUUAUGGCACUACGGUGAUCCCAUACAUCUGAACAUUUAAAAAAAAGAAAACAAAAGAAAAAAACUUUUGUGGAACUGAUUAAUGAGCACAUAAAGUUUGUGCUAUAAUAAAUAAAAUACGAAAAAACACGACGUCUUGAAACUAGAACUAUGCGUGCAAUAAAAAAAUCAACUCAGUAAUGGAGUCGAAGUCCGUCGGUCUUUGGAAACUACCAUCUAUAAACCUUGUUGAGUCUCUCUCGCUGAACAUCCAGAUGAACAGGUUACGACCAUGGUUACGACAUGACCUGGACUGCCGCCGCCUUCCUGCUGUCCCUUUAAUCGGCAAUAUCAUAUGAUCCAACAGAAAGCUUCCUGUUCGCCGAAGAAGAAAUGCUGUGCAGCAGAGCGUUGGAAGUUUUUUAGGAGCAGCUUCAAUGACAGAUGAGUAACCGCACAGGUAGCAGGAGGCAGAAAGCUGCAGAGGAUGGAGAGCGGAGUCUCAUUGGACCUCCGUCCGGACACGCCGGGGAGAGCGUCCGGGAUCAAGACGCCUCAACGACCCCGUUUUUCGUCUACUUGCUGGCGUUUUUCUCCGCCCUGGGUGGAUUCCUCUUCGGGUAUGACACGGGGGUGGUCUCUGGAGCGAUGCUGCUCCUGAAGAAGGAGAUGCACCUGAGCGCCCUGUGGCAGGAGCUGCUGGUGUCCAGCACCGUCGGAGCCGCGGCGCUCUCCGCCCUCAGCGGGGGCUUCCUGAAUGGGUGGCUGGGGCGCAGGAUUUGUAUCCUCAUCGCCAGCUUCAUCUUCUGUGGCGGUGGGAUUGUUAUGGCUGUCGCCCUGAGCAAAGUGGUCCUCCUUGUUGGUCGCAUCACAGUGGGUUUGGGCAUCGGCAUUGCUUCUAUGACCGUCCCUGUAUACAUCGCUGAGGUUUCCCCUCCGCACCUGCGAGGCCAGCUGGUCACCAUCAACUCUCUCUUCAUCACUGGUGGCCAGUUUAUUGCCAGUGUGGUGGACGGGGCGUUCAGCUACCUGAGUCACGAUGGCUGGAGGUACAUGCUGGGUCUGUCCAUCCUGCCUGCCGUGCUGCAAUUCUUCGGCUUCAUCUUCUUGCCGGAGAGCCCCCGCUGGCUCCUGCAGAAAGGCCGGAGUCAGGAGGCACGCCAAGUCCUGGGCCGGAUCCGGGGGGGCCAGAACAUCGAGGAGGAGUACGACACCAUCAGGACCAGCAUUGAGGAGGAGGAGAAUGAAACGGGAUCAGGAGGUGUCGUCAUUUUGCGCAUCCUCAGCUAUGGACCGACUCGCAGGGCUCUCAUCGUCGGGUGUGGCCUCCAGAUGUUCCAGCAGCUGUCUGGGAUCAACACAGUCAUGUACUACAGCGCCACAAUCCUGCAGAUGGCCGGGGUGCGGGAAGACAAACAGGCGAUCUGGCUGGCUGGUGCAACCUCAGCUACCAACUUCGUGUUCACCCUGGUGGGAGUUUGGCUCGUGGAGAGGGUGGGCCGCAGGAAGCUGACGCUAGGCAGUCUUUUAGGAACUGGACUGAGUCUGACUUUGUUGGCCGUGGGGUUCCUGCUGUCGGCCCAACACUCUCCUCCUGUCACGCUCCACCCCGUCGACUUUCACAAUUCCACCUGCAGACUUUAUGAGUCCUGUGAACCUUGCAUGUUGGAUCCAGACUGUGGAUUCUGUUACCUCGAAAACGACGCCGGCGUGUUCAACUCUUCCUGCGUUCCUGUCAGUCCGGCAUCGACCGACAGCGCAGCCUGGGGAAGAUGUUCUAAUCGGACGGAAGAAUCUUUCAGCCCAUAUUGGGCUUACAACUACUGUCCCACAUCGUACUCCUGGGUUGUUCUUUUGGGCCUCAUCCUCUAUCUCGCAUCAUUUGCUCCAGGUAUGGGCACGAUGCCCUGGACGGUGAACUCAGAGAUCUACCCGCUGUGGGCACGCAGCACCGGAAACGCCUGCUCUGCUGGCGUCAACUGGAUCUUCAAUGUGCUGGUGUCUUUGACGUUUCUCCAUGUUGCAGAGUAUCUGACGUAUUACGGUGCAUUCUUCCUGUACGCGGGCCUGGUGGUGUUGGGGCUCCUCUUUGUCCUCUGCUGCCUCCCGGAGACGAAGGGCUUACAGCUGGAGGAAAUCGAGAACCUGUUCGCCAGGCGGCUCUGCUCUUGUGGAGAUUUGCCAGCGAGCGAUGACAACCACGUCCACUACAUCCGGCAGUCUUCAGAUUACAGGCCAGCACAUUAUGGAGCAGUGGACUCAGACUGCGCCAUAGCCUAUAUCACUGUAAGUACAGCCUCAUGGUGAAGUGCUAAAAGCUUUGCCUUUAUUUUGUAACAUUGUUAUGAAUCAUAUGUCCUUGUUGUUGCAGCUCAGAUAAUCUUGGCCAAGUGUCCCUGAACAACAUAAAAACAGGAGUCGUUUUUUUACACAGUAAUUUUGUGCUUAUUUGAUUUUGUGUUACUGUGGGUAUUUUCAAACUGUACAGGAUUUCUUACUUAAACCGUUGUUACGUUGUUGAUUUUUUUAUACUCGAGGUGUUUGCAAAUUGCAGAAAAUGUCCAGCACACUGGAAGACCUUUGUAUCUGUAUGUUUUAUGGUGGCAACUGUUUUCUAUGAACUAUGAACGCAUUCCGACGCUUUGCGAUGUAAAACAACGCAAAGUGCAAAAAUAAAAGAUUAUGUUCUGCCAGCAGACGUUGACAAAGUUUCCCUUUUCUGCUAGAAUAAUUGUGUCUGAGGUACGAAUGAACUUGCUGCUACAAAAAGUACAUACAUUUGAUAAUUUUUUUCUUUUUCUUUUUUUUUGUUUUUGUGACAAUGAAUUGUGCCAGUAAAUGUCACACUGUU
This is a messenger RNA of Poecilia latipinna (sailfin molly), 3166 nucleotides long. Its product is annotated as proton myo-inositol cotransporter. The transcript has 12 exons. The record is from RefSeq and is a predicted model, not a curated record. Bases 760 to 2622 code for a protein of 620 amino acids. Gene Ontology annotation, molecular function: myo-inositol:proton symporter activity. Lineage: Eukaryota; Metazoa; Chordata; Actinopteri; Cyprinodontiformes; Poeciliidae. Gene Ontology annotation, cellular component: apical plasma membrane. Gene Ontology annotation, biological process: myo-inositol transport; transmembrane transport.